This is a messenger RNA of Verticillium nonalfalfae, 525 nucleotides long. It is a transcript of the gene GNA1, whose product is annotated as Glucosamine-phosphate N-acetyltransferase-like protein. Gene Ontology annotation, molecular function: monosaccharide binding; glucosamine 6-phosphate N-acetyltransferase activity. The coding region runs from base 1 to 525 and encodes 174 amino acids. Gene Ontology annotation, cellular component: endoplasmic reticulum; Golgi apparatus; endoplasmic reticulum-Golgi intermediate compartment. The record is from RefSeq and is a predicted model, not a curated record. The transcript has 2 exons. Lineage: Eukaryota; Fungi; Ascomycota; Sordariomycetes; Glomerellales; Plectosphaerellaceae. Gene Ontology annotation, biological process: UDP-N-acetylglucosamine biosynthetic process.
AUGUCCGAGGCAGGCCUUUUCUCACACGAUCUCCUGUCGCCCACUGUCGCGGCAUCGCUCCCUGAGGGCUACAUUCUGCGAGCCCUGCGCAAGUCCGAUUACGACACGGGCUUCCUCGACUGCUUGCGCGUCCUGACCACCGUCGGCGAGAUCAGUGACGACAAAUUCGGCGAGCGCUACGACUGGCUGCAAUCGCAAGACGGGUACUAUAUCCUCGUGGUUGAGGACACCAGCAGGGGUGCCGUUGUUGGCACCGGUGCUUUGAUCGUAGAGCGUAAAUUCAUCCACAGCUUGGGCCUCGUCGGCCAUAUCGAAGAUAUUGCGGUCGCCAAGGACCAGCAAGGCAAGAAGCUUGGCCUGAGGAUCAUCCAGGCCCUGGACUUCAUCGCCGAGAAGGUCGGCUGCUACAAGAGCAUUCUCGACUGCAGCGAGGCCAACGAGGGCUUCUACGUCAAGUGUGGCUUCAGGCGGGCCGGUCUCGAGAUGGCCCACUACUACGAGGGAGACAAGAGUAAGGCAUCCUAG